UAGGGCAACUUCAAUGCUUGGGCAUUACUAAUUUUGUCGUGGCCAAAAAAAAUCCAAGUUAUUUUUCCAUUCGAGAUUUUCAAUUUCACUUGACUAGACAAUAGUAUUCUAAAUUACAGAUAAGGUAGUUAAAAAAUGACGGAAGUGAAGAGUCACAAACCUCGAUGUUUUUUUGACAUCGAGAUCGGCGGUAUUGCAGCCGGUCGGAUCGUUAUGGAACUAUUCAAUGACAUCGCACCAAUCACGUGUGAAAAUUUUAGGUCUCUCUGUACAGGAGAGAAAGGCAUUGGAAAGACUACAGGAAAACCCCUUCAUUACAAGGGAAUUGUAUUUCAUCGUGUUGUCAAAGAUUUUAUGAUCCAAUCAGGGGACUUCUCAAACGGAAAUGGAACUGGAGGGGAAUCAAUUUACGGUGGAACUUAUGAAGAUGAGGAAUUUGUUAAAAAGCACGAGCAACCCUUUCUUUUAUCCAUGGCCAACAGAGGAAAGGAUACAAAUGGUUCUCAGUUUUUCAUAACUACCCAGCCUUCACCUCAUUUGGACAAUAUUCACGUUGUGUUUGGUCACAUUAUUUCUGGUCAAGCAGUAGUGAAACAAAUUGAGGGUCUACCGGUGGACAGACGGAGUCGACCAUUGCAAGAUGCUAAAGUUGUGAAUUGUGGAGAACUUGUUCCUAAGGCCAAGCCGAAAGAGGAGAAGAAAAAGCGCAAGGUUUCUGUUUCCAGCGAAAGCAGUAGCGCCAGUAGCAGCAGUAGUAGUGAAUCCGACAGCUCUAUAGAGGAAGGAGAGGUUAAAAAAGAGAAAAAAACUAAGAAAAACAAGAAGAAAACAUCUAAAAAGGACAAGAAGAAAAAGAGAUCGACUAGUGGUGACCAAGGGGAAAAAUCCGAUCAAGAACUUGAAGGGCUGCCUCAUCCGUUGGUGACGCUCUCGAAAAUUAACCCCGACGAAAUCCCCGAGGUUCCGUCUAAUCGCUAUCUUUAUCGAGGUGAAAAAAAGAAUGACGACGCAGAUUCGAAAAAGAAGGGUAAUAAUGAUGAAGAUGAAAGAGGAAGGGAGAAACGACGUGCCCAAAUCCGUGGACGAACUAAAAGUGGCAGGAAAGUCAAGGGACGAGGAUCACUGCGGUACCGGACCCCUUCGCAUAGUCCGUCUCGAAGCCCAACUCCUCCUCAUUGGCGUUAUGAACAACGCAAAACAAUUUCAAUGAAGGAAUUUGAGCACCGUGAAAAGGAAAGGAAAAAGCGAGACGAUGAAUUAAAGAAACGGGAAGAAGAAAGGAAGAAGCGCCACGCUGAAAGGGAACAAGCUGAAAGGCAGAAAGUUCUUCAACGGGAAUUGGAAGAAAUGGAACAGCAACUCAAUAUAAAAGUCCCUUCAGAAAACAAGGAAACAAACAACGGCACUUCUGUUCCAAAGGAGAACGAGAAUAAAGCUGAAGAAAAUUCGUCGAUCGCUAAACCUGACAAAGAAUCAAGUGGAGCUGUUGAUUUUGACCUUGCACUUGAUUAUGAAGAAGAUGCCCCUCAUUCUGACAAUGAAGGAGAAAUCAAAGAAGAUGCGAACGUUAAAACUAUUCAACAUUCCCAGCCAAAGCCCAAAGAAGACGCUGAGUCGUCCGACGACAGUUCUGGUCAAGGAUUAGGAUCGGAUACUUUAGAGAAGCUUCGAGGCAGGAGUCGAUCGGAAUUACCUAGUCCUGAAAGUGAAGACAUCUCUCGGAGGCGUGACUCACGAAAAGGACAACAAUUGCCCGUAACUGGCCUUAGUAGCUUGGCCAAAACAUACGCUGACGAAGAGGCUGCUGCUGCAGCAGCAGAAAACAGUAAACCAGCAGCUCCGGCCACCAAGGUCGCCGAGGAGAAGGUUUCAGCAGAGAUUGUUUUGGCACCUCAGACAAAAGACAACAAUCAGCAGGCCAAAGGAGGCGCGGUCAAGGAGGCGGUGGAGAAAGACAAAGACAGCGGCAACCAUUCCAGCAAGGAUAAACAAACGGAUCGCCGUAGGAGUCGUUCUCGUGACAGGCGUGAUUCACGUGAACGUGAUAAGCAUCACCGUGAUUCAGAUAGGCGUAGGAACGAUAGACGCCGAUCGCGAUCACGCGAUAGAUCCCGCAGGGAUCAUAACAAGAGAAGCCGUUCGAGAUCCCAUGAACGCUCAAGAAGACGCUAAAAUCGUGGAAUUACAAAAUUUGAAGUCACUUGACCCUGAAGUUACACAGAAAUACAAGAAUCAGAACACUA
Molecule: messenger RNA, 2243 nt
Organism: Daphnia pulicaria
Lineage: Eukaryota; Metazoa; Arthropoda; Branchiopoda; Diplostraca; Daphniidae
Gene: Moca-cyp
Product: peptidyl-prolyl cis-trans isomerase G-like
Exons: 13
Coding region: 136-2172 (678 amino acids)
Biological process (GO): protein peptidyl-prolyl isomerization
Cellular component (GO): intracellular membrane-bounded organelle
Molecular function (GO): peptidyl-prolyl cis-trans isomerase activity
Source: RefSeq, a predicted model, not a curated record